Molecule: messenger RNA, 4163 nt
Organism: Lepisosteus oculatus (spotted gar)
Lineage: Eukaryota; Metazoa; Chordata; Actinopteri; Semionotiformes; Lepisosteidae
Gene: mier2
Product: mesoderm induction early response 1, family member 2
Biological process (GO): negative regulation of transcription by RNA polymerase II
Cellular component (GO): nucleoplasm
Molecular function (GO): histone deacetylase binding; transcription corepressor activity
Source: RefSeq, a predicted model, not a curated record
CGUCUUUUUUUUUCGAAACUGCGCUUUCCAGUCGGGUCCGGGUCGCCCCAGGCUGUGGGUUAGACGUUUGCCUGUCGUUUGAGGGGGUCCCCGGCGGGCGUCGGGGCCUUCGCCGGCGUAUCGGAGCGAGUAAACAUGGGGUGGUAUCGGCUGCGAUACCCCCUCGCUUCUCUGUGCUUAGCGUUGAGCGGAGCCAUCCCUUCGGCUGCCAAAUAGUGCGCUAUAGGCAGCAAUGGCACGCCGGCUCGGCGCCGCUGCCCAAUAGUGUCCCAGGUGCGCCCGGUAAGCAUGCGUGUCUCGGGCGAGACUGUUUGUAAACUUGUUUCUCUGAGCAUCCCGGCUGCCCGACAGCGUCCUGCUCCGUGGAGACGGGACGGCGCUCGCUGCCGGCUGGCUGGCAGUUCAAUGGGCUCUGGAGAACACAGAUUCACCCUGGCGGAGAUCCUGAGUCACAGCUAUGCAGUACAGGAACAGGACGGGGGGCAUAAGUCCCUAGAGGAGCUGGCGAAGAGUCUGGGGAGCGAGCAGCAGGAGAGCGAGAUGCCGCUGGAGGAGCUGCUGGCUCUGUAUGGGUACGAGGCCUCGGACCCCAUCUCCGAGCAGGGCAGCGAGGCCCACGAGCUGUCUACUGCCCUGCCGGACAUGACACUGGACAAGGAGCAGAUCGCGAAGGACCUGCUCUCCGGGGAGGAGGAGGAGGAGACGCAGUCGUCCGCAGACGACCUCACCCCGUCCGUGACCUCCCACGCCUCCGACCUCUUCCCGCGGCACCUGGAGGCUCACUCCCCCACGGGCGAGGACAAGGACUCCUGCUCCAGCGACUCGGACUCGGGCUCGGAGGACGGCUCCAUCCCCCCCAACGAUUGCCGCAAGGACAUCAUGGUGGGGCCUCAGUACCAGGCAGCCAUUCCUGCGCUGAACGCGUAUCGAUUCCAGGACAGAGCCUAUGAGAACGAGGACCAGCUCCUGUGGGACCCCUGGGUGCUGUCGGAGAGCGACGUGGAGCAGUUCCUGCUGCGCGCGGAGCGGCGGGGGGGCGAGGAGGACAGGGGCACCGCGGAGCCCGGCACGCCGGGUGCCAUCAUCAAGGACAACGAGCAGGCGCUGUACGAGCUGGUGAAGUGCAGCUUCGAUGCAGAGGAGGCCCUGCGGAGACUCCGGUUCAACGUGAAAGUCUUCAGAGAAGAGCUGUGCGCCUGGAGCGAAGAGGAGUGUCGGAAUUUCGAGCACGGCUACCGCGUCCACGGCAAGAACUUCCAUCUCAUCCAGGCCAACAAGGUGCGCACGCGCUCGGUGGGGGAGUGUGUGGAGUAUUACUACAUGUGGAAGAAGUCCGACCGGCACGAGUUCUUCACUCAGCAGACCAGCAGGUUCGGGCGCAAGAGGUUCAGCCUGCAGCCCGGGAACAUGGACGACGCGGAGCAGGACGGCGAGGGCGUGGAGGGGGACGGCAGCAGCCACGCCCGCAGCUCUCCGCCCGAGCCCUCCGCCACGGCGCAGCUGGGCCCGCCGUCCCCGCAGGACCCCCUGGAGCUGGGCAAAGAAGGUCCCGCGGCGCCCGGCGGAGUGGAAGAGAUGCUGCACGGCGCUGCAGGGGACGGCGACACUGGGGGCCUCUUGUGCAGCCAGCUGGGCGCGUCUCCCCCCGAGCGGCCCAGCACGAACUGUCCCAGCCCUCCCGGCUGCCCCGAACCGCCACGUGCCCCCGCCGCCCAGCAAGAGGCCCCUGCCUCCCCCUGCCUGCCCUGCGCCAGCCCCGCCGUGCGCCCCGAGCUCCUGGCCCCCGCGUACUACCAGCUGCAGCUGGGGCCCUUUGUCACGGACACGGGGGAGCCCUCGCCCGAGCACAGCACCAAGAGGUUAAAGGUCGGCUUCUCGCUCCCGGAGGCAUUUCCCGGGGGCCUGCCCCUCCUCCCCUCUGCCGCCGCUGCGCGUGUAGAGCCCCCGGCGCCCCCAGCCCCCGGCGUCAUCACCUCGGCGACCCCGGGCCAGGUGUCCGUCUCCGUGACGACGGAGUUUGGGGCCAUCAGCAUGGGCGACGUGAGCAGCUUCCUGAGCCCCCACGCCAUGCGCCCCCCUGCUGCAGUGCAGCACUCCCAGUCUCUCUCUCAGUGAAGAUGGGGGGGCUCUGGGCUGGAGGGGGGGCACAGCCCCCGUCGCGGAGAACCACAGUCCAGCCUGGUUCACUGAUCUGCUCGCGCCCCAGGAGCCUCGGUCCUGCAGGUGGCGUCAGCCUCUCGAAGGCAGGACCGCUCCAUGCAGUCCGCUGCAGGAUUUAACUCCAGCCAGAUGGGUGUCCAGGCGGGGUGCAGCGUUGGCACAGCACUGCGGGGGGGGCGGACGGGCCGGCCCUGGGGCGCAGACCCCACCCAGCGGCCUGUGGACACGUCUCCAUCCCCUCCGGACAGGAAGGUGUGACCUGCUGCCCCCCACCCCCCGCGCUGAAUUCUCAGGAUGGUUGUUUUUUUUAAAAAUCCUGGUCAGUUUCUUCUUGCAGACUUUGUUGUACAGGCCCACCUCCGUAAGGUUUAAAACGGUUCGGCGAUUGCCUGCAGCGCCCUUUUGCCGCCGGCCAGCACGAGCAGGAAACACUCGAGACCGGGACUGCCCCCUGCUGUCCGGCUGAGGGCUCUGGGUGGAGGGAGAACUGGGGGUCCCUGCUUUGGCCCGUGCUCGUCUGCAGGCAAGUUCAGCCACGACAAGCAGGGAGCCCUGCAGGUGGGCCUGUGUGCUAUGGGGUGGGGAGGACUUCCUCAGUGUUGGUCGCCAGUGGAAACGGGACUUCAAACCUCGGGAGAGGCGUGGAACACGGACAUGGAUGACGCUUGGAAACGAGUGAGCUGACUCAUUUUUUUUGAUCGCGGUAUUUAUAAUCCCAGCCUGCUCCGGCCUCUUCCUGGCCGUGACGCCAGGCUCGGCCCGUACCGCGGUGCCCGCUGGCGCUGCUGGUUGCACGGCGUUCUCCUCGUUCUGGAGUUUGAAACAUGGGUCCCAGGAACUCCCAGUCUGGCCGGAUGUCCGCUACCGCUCCCGUGGGUCCAGAGGGGACGUCACUCCCUCUGCCCCCCGUACAGGACACGGGCCAAACCGACCUGGCUGCGGUCGGGAUUCCUGUCGUCGGGUGAAGCGUCUGUUUCACUGCGUGUCUUUAGUCACCCCAGAAGGCUAAGCAGCAGCUCCUGGCUGGACGUGACCUCUGCUGUAAAAAUGCUGCAGACGAGUCCAGGACCGCUGUACCAAGCCUGCGGCUUCGAGCGGGACGGUGCGCUGUCUGGACACAAACCUGCCUGGGGUACGACCGUCACUGAGCUGAGGGUCAUAGACUGAGGAGCAGGGUUCGAGCCGGGAACCCCUUCUCGGAAGCUGUCGGCUGGUGUUGGCUUCUCUGAAUUCCGGAACGCUGUGGGGGUCUACACUGCGCCGUGGCCCUCAGCUGCUGGGGUUUGGGGCGCUACUCGGUAUUGCUCAUGGGGAGCACAGUUUGUCAGAGAUGUGACCAGCGAGAGCUACCCCUGCCAGCCUCUGAUUGUCGGCCCCCUUUGUAGGAAUACUUGUGUUGUGCAGGGCCAGUGGAGGUGGCCCUUUGGGGGUGUACUCCAGGGUCCGGUCUACACUGAGGAGGACAGGGAGGUGGAUUUAGGGGGUACACUCCAGGACCCAGUCUACACUGAGGGGGGACAGCGGGGGGUAGGAUUUGGGGGUACACUCCAGGGCUGAGGGUUUGAAGGGCCCAGUGGCACGGGUGCUGGGGGUGGUUGCCAUUUCUGGUGUUUUGCUCAGAUUGCAUUGAGGCACCCUGACAACGCCUGACCCCGUCUGCACUCCGGUGAUCUUAUUUAUUUAGUGGAGUUUUUUCUGAUAAAAGAUAUAAAAAACAAAAAAGAUAUUUUUGUUUACAGCUCCUGGAAGGGUUCAAGGGGCAUUGGGGGUGAGGGUUGGGACGGUAACUGAGUCUUUCUUUAGCUGUACAAUUUUUAGCAUUUUUAUUGUAAUGGUUUUUUUGUUUUGUUGUUUUUUUGUAAGAAAUGACAACAGCACAUUGAGCCAAUUGUUAACACUGGACUCCUAACACACGGACCCACACAUACAGCACAGUUUACACUGAUGAGCUUUCACACGUAACAGUUUUUCUCAUGGACAUUAAACUUGUUUCUUUGUUUAAA